AUGGGUUUGGGACCGGAGCAGUUGAGCUCGUCCCCAAAACCGCUCUAUGGAUUCACGGGUGAUGCAGUGACCCCUGUCGGUCGGAUUACUCUUCCCUUUACCAUCGGGGAUGCAAAUCGCCAGACCACCACUUUGGCGGAGUUCCUAAUUAUAGACUGCCCAUCGGCAUAUAACGUCGUGCUCGGGAGGCCGACAAUGAACGACCUGGAUCUGGUCACUUCAACCAGAUUGUUAACAGUCAAAUUCCCGACCCCCAAUGGAGUAGGGUGUGUACGAGAUAGGGCUAAUCACGAUCUGGAUCCCCGCGAGGUCGACUAUGACAAGCCCACUGGUCUGGUAGAAGAGCUCAAAGAUAUCUCAGUCAACAAGGCAAAAGGAGAAAAGAGCCUCAAGCUAGGAAAAAAUCUAGCCCCUGAGUUAAAAUCCCAACUUACCGAUUUCCUUAAAGCUAAGCUCGAUGUAUUUGCAUGGAAUCACGAGGAUAUGGUGGGAAUAGCCCUGGAGGUUAUGACGCAUAGGUUUAACGUAGAUCCCAGCUACAAGCCAGUGCACCAGAAGAGGAGGCCGAUGACCCCAGAGCGUUAUGCCGCCCUCAAAGAAGAAGUGGACAAGCUCUUGGCAAAUAAGUUCAUUAAAGAAGCCUACUACCCGGUCUGGGUGGCUAACCCGGUCCCGGUGAAAAAGAAGAAUGGGAAGAGGAGGACAUGCGUCAACUUUACCGAUCUGAAUAAGGCUUGCCCUAAGUGUAACACCCCGCCUUCUCAAAGGGCGUGUCACUAA
Molecule: messenger RNA, 780 nt
Organism: Diospyros lotus (date-plum)
Lineage: Eukaryota; Viridiplantae; Streptophyta; Magnoliopsida; Ericales; Ebenaceae
Exons: 2
Coding region: 1-780 (259 amino acids)
Source: RefSeq, a predicted model, not a curated record